AUGGAGCCAGGUAAAAUCUUCGAGCACAUCGUCCUCUUCAAAAUCAAAUCCGAUGCCCAAACUUCUGCAGUCGACGCGAUGGUCAGCAAUCUCAAUGGCAUGAUUUCACUUGACCCAGUACUCUACCUGUCCGCCAGUCCACUCGUCCGCAUCCGAUCAUUAUCCUCUCUCACCUUCACCCACAUGCUCCAUGCCCGCUACGGGUCCAUGCCCGACUUGGAUUGCUAUGAGGACCACCCGGUCCACCUCAGUGUUAUUGACAAUUACGUAACGCCUGUAGUUGAUGACAAAAUGGGAGUUGAUUGGAUCUCUGACUUAACGGGUUCGAUCAAAGUUCCUCCUGGGUCUGCCAUCCGGGUUACCCUUUUGAAGCUCAAGAAGGGUUUGGGAGAAAGUGUGAAAAACGAGGUUUUGGGGGUUUUGGAAGGGAUUAGACGUAAAUUCCCUUCAAUUGAGCAGUUUACCCUUGGGGAAAAUUUCUCCCAGGAAAAGGGAAGGAAUUUUUCAAUUUGUUCGCUAGCGGUUUUCAAGGGAAUGAGUGAAUUGGAGGCCGUGAAUUGGGAGUCGGAGAUGGCGAAGGUGAAGGAGUUUCUCGACGACGAGAUGGUGUUGGAUUAUGUGGUGCCGCUGUUGGCUUAA
Molecule: messenger RNA, 639 nt
Organism: Fraxinus pennsylvanica
Lineage: Eukaryota; Viridiplantae; Streptophyta; Magnoliopsida; Lamiales; Oleaceae
Source: the annotation of a GenBank genome assembly